AGUGCGCAUCCUAAGCUCCCACCAAGAUAAAACGUAACAGCUGUCAAUAUCCAAGUAUCGCAUUCUAGAUCCAGAUUAUCGCGAUAACCACAACUAACCAGCAAUGUUAGAUUACUACUGGCGCGACUAUAACGGCACGAUACCCCACGAUGCCCUAGUAGCGGGUCAAGACGGUCAGCACCGAAACGUUUUCAUAGGGCAAGCCUACAUAAGAAAUUUAGGUUUAAUUGUGAUACACAUAACACCUGGUGAAAGAGAAUUCUAUGUAGCUGUCAGAGGAGUGCAUAAAGUCCACAACCACAUUAGAAUUCUUUGUGGAAAGCAGCCCGAUUUUAGUUGGGUUCCAGCGACGGCACGGGAUUUAUUUGAGACGCUAAGAGGUAGACACGGGAUCAUAGGUGGACACGAAGACGACUGUGGACCUAUUCACAUUGGGAGAAUUAAGCACGAAGGUGGGGUGUUGGUUGGAAAAAUCAACAGUUUUAUACCUCGAAAUGCGUAUUUGAUGUACCCGGAGAACCAUUGGCAGGAAUCGCGGGAAAUCCACAAUUAUGAAGUGCUGGUGUACAAUAAAUGUACUUGCUGAUAGUGAGGGGAUUAGUGAGAGAAUUUUAUUACUUAACCGUUUGUAUCGAUAAAAGAUAAAGUUUA
Molecule: messenger RNA, 651 nt
Organism: Zophobas morio
Lineage: Eukaryota; Metazoa; Arthropoda; Insecta; Coleoptera; Tenebrionidae
Exons: 3
Coding region: 104-586 (160 amino acids)
Source: RefSeq, a predicted model, not a curated record